CCCCUUCACCCCUUCUGCAACCAUCGUCAAAAGCAUCCGUGCAACGUUAGAAAUAUCCGAUGAUGCAAUUUUUUCCAGGAAUUUGCCAUCUCGUGCACGGAUUUAUACAUCACGUCACGCGGUUCAGCAAAUUAAAUUAUAUUAUUAUCAUUGCUUGCUACCGCUACUGUUGAUGUUGUUGUUGUUAUUGUUGUAACUCUUGCGUUUCAUGGGUCGUGUGACCCUUUCGCCGUUGAUUGGUGGUAAACAAAUCUUUCGAAACCGCUAAAACAGAGAAAAUAGAUAAUUAGUAAAUUACAACAAAAACAAAAAUUGAUCAAUGUCAGUGACAAGCGUAUGCAACCCUAUAUGGGAACGAGCAAGCACGGUGGCCUAACGCGAACUGUCAAAGUAACAUGAGAUAGAAAAAAAACAUGCUAUAUACCUGGCGAAGGUGAAGGCGAAAUUUGUGAAGUUCCCUUUAAUUGUACAAAUAGGUACAAAUAAAACGGUUUUAUUGAUAAGCAGCGUCGUGUCGUCAAAAGUCUUGAACGAUGGCAAAUCUGGUGAGUGGCAGGAACAGCAUUCAUAGAUAUUCACCGCGCCAACGACCCUUUGAGAUAGAAGAGGUGCAGCAGCAGCAGCGGCAGGUUGAGGAAGAUGAGGAGAUGGCAGAGGUUGAGGAGGAGGAAGAGGAGAUGGAAGAAGAGCACACCGAGUAUGAAAAUGAAGACAAUUCAAUGGAUGUGUUGGAGUGCGUUCGUUGGGACAAGUCAGAGAGUGAGCCUAAGAGGAGGAACUGCUUCAGUUGGUAUUGGAUAAUUGCUGGUUUUAUUUUUGCGGGUGCCAUCAGCAGUUCCCUAACAUCCUUCAAUCAUGAUGCAACUAAAUGCAAAGAGGUGCUGACCGAGAACAGGGAGAUACUGGACAACUUGAGGGUGGGAAUAGAUGAAUGCAGGCAGUUCGAAAAACCAUCCGUUAUUCUAUUCCUGUACAGUGAGUUGACCGAAUCGGCUGUCGACGAGUUGAUUGCGACGGUCUCGAAUUAUGCGAGUUGCAAUCUGACUGGAUCGAGGACGGAGGCAAUCGAUCUGCCGAUGAGCGAACUGCAGAGCAUAGAGGUGAACAAAGAUUACGGUCUGAUCAUCGAGAGGUACAGGAGGGAGCUGGAGGAGAGAUCGGUGAUGGUGGUCAGAGGAUUGGAGAGGGUGCCUGGCGUCGCGGCGCAAGCAUUCCACAGCCUGUGCGAUGAGUUCAGUCCGGUCGUGGGGAAGGCGAUGUUCGUGUUCACGAUGCGCGUCGACAGUUACGAACCGGGCGUCUCCGAUUUCAAAUUGGUCGAAGCGACGCUGAAACGAAACUGGAACGAUCUGGACGUCGACAUCUUCGAACCGCUCCUCGCAAGGAUAACGAGCAUGAUUGUACGUCUCAAGUAAUAGUAGUAGUAUUAGUAGUGUGGGGCUCGAUUAAAAAUUUUAAU
This is a messenger RNA of Nicrophorus vespilloides, 1459 nucleotides long. RefSeq lists its product as uncharacterized. The record is from RefSeq and is a predicted model, not a curated record. Gene Ontology annotation, cellular component: membrane. The transcript is spliced from 2 exons. The coding region runs from base 534 to 1415 and encodes 293 amino acids. Gene Ontology annotation, biological process: membrane organization. Gene Ontology annotation, molecular function: ATPase activator activity. Lineage: Eukaryota; Metazoa; Arthropoda; Insecta; Coleoptera; Silphidae.